CUGUUGAUUUAUCCUUUUUGUGUCUGCAACACUGGCUGUGCCUAUAUAAGCAAGUGCGUGCUACGGAUUUGCGUUUAUUGUGCACUGUCACACCCAACGCUUAACAUUUGCGUAAAAAGUGUUAUUUUAAAAACCAAAGUUCCAUUCCUGUAAUUGCGUUUGUCAAUGGUAAUACAAGCCUAUUGAGGUAUAUAAUUAUAUAAAUAGAUUUGAUAAUUUAAAGUUGGGUCUGGAGCAGCAACAAUAACCCGAGCAAUAACGUGAUGACAACGUACAGCUGCUCUUUCGCCCAUCAGAUGGCUAUUGCCAUUGUUCUGCUGUCAAUUGUAUCGCACUUGUCGCCUGGACACGCACAGCAAAGCCUGACUAUAGACGAGCAACAGCAACCUGCAAUGCAAAUGCUCUUCAACGAGUUCCUCGGCUCCGUACCGGCUGAUGGCAAAACCAACUAUUAUGGUCAGCAGUUAAAGUACCAACAGCUGAAGCAUCAGCUGCGACAGCAGCAUUUGCGGCCAAAACAAUUGCCAAUCGUUUACUUUACUAACCACCAAUGGCCCUUUCUGCGCGAUCUAGUCAUGAACUCCGAUUACGAUUUAUUGGGGCACCUCGAGAGCUCUGAGCGAGAGCGUGAUCCGCAAGAAUCUCAGCUCCUGACACGCCUUCACAGACUGGCCGACAAUGCUCUUGAUGGCGAUGAUCAGCUGUUCAAACUGAGCUCCGGCGCUAAGCAGCACAAUAACAAGAGAAAUGCGCAGUUUCGUAAACAAUAUAUGAGGCCAUGUCAUUUCAAGAUCUGCAAUAUGGGACGCUAGCGCAAUACCGCCUCUACAUUACCCAUCCGAACCGAUUCACCGAAACAUCUCAAAGUUAAAAGCAGUUAAAGCCGGAAAAAUGCUAAUAUUGCAGAAAAAAUAAAACAAAAACAUGAGAAUUUAUAUUAUAUACACAAAAGUAUUUAAUGUUAGCUUUACUUAUCAUAUAUCUACAUACAUAUACAUAAUAUUAUUCAUUGUUCCACUAGUAUUUCCUUCUUAAAUUGCGUUCUAACAAAUAUUAUUCAUUAAAUACUUAGUGUUAAUUUUGCAGCAUAUUUAUUUACAUAUAUACAUGUAUAU
Molecule: messenger RNA, 1115 nt
Organism: Drosophila mojavensis
Lineage: Eukaryota; Metazoa; Arthropoda; Insecta; Diptera; Drosophilidae
Exons: 5
Coding region: 264-812 (182 amino acids)
Source: RefSeq, a predicted model, not a curated record